AUAUCACCGACUUGUUUUGUGGACAGCUGGGUUACUCCGACUCAGUCGAAUUUGGCCGUAGGAGAUGUCUUCACUAACCUCCGUCGAAUUGAAUUUUCUGAUAUUCCGAUAUCUUCAGGAAUCAGGGUUGACACACGCUGCAUUCACACUAGGUUACGAGGCAGGGAUUAAUAAAUGCAAAAUCUAUGGGAAUAUGGUUCCACCUGGUGCUCUUGUCAAGUUUGUUCAGAAAGGUCUCCAAUACAUUGAGAUGGAAGCUAAUUUGAGCAGUGUGAUGCUGAGGGAGAUGAAGAGGAAAGAGAGGGAUAAGGAGGACAAGAACAGAGAAAGAUCUAAAGAAAAUGACAAGGAGGUUGAACGAGACCAUGAUGGAGCUCGCAGCCGAGUCAGGGAAAAGGAUGGGCAUGAGAAACACAAGGAGCGAAAAAGGCAAAGGGAGAGGAUUGAACGGGAAACAUUGGAGAGGGAGAGACUGAAAUUAGAGAGGGAAAGCGAGAAGAUAGAGAGGGAAAGGGCCCAUGAAAAGCAGCUUGGAGAUGGUGAUAGGGACAUGGCUAUUGACCAAAGUGAGAAAGAAAACGCUGGAGAUGAAGAGCAUGGCCGUUCUUCGGGUCGGUCUUCAUAGUUUGUUUUUCUGUGUUUUUAUUGUUGAAACUUUUGUGGGAUGAAUCAUAUGUGAGAAUAACAUUUUGUAAUCCAGAUACUAAUAUCUGUUUAAUUUUAUUUGAUUUGAA
This is a messenger RNA of Brassica napus (rape), 734 nucleotides long. Its product is annotated as WD40 repeat-containing protein HOS15. Gene Ontology annotation, molecular function: transcription corepressor activity; protein binding. Lineage: Eukaryota; Viridiplantae; Streptophyta; Magnoliopsida; Brassicales; Brassicaceae. Bases 65 to 625 code for a protein of 186 amino acids. The record is from RefSeq and is a predicted model, not a curated record. Gene Ontology annotation, biological process: regulation of transcription by RNA polymerase II. The transcript has 3 exons. Gene Ontology annotation, cellular component: histone deacetylase complex.